UAUGCAUAUAUUUAUGUUCCAAAUUGUAGGAAAUAAUCCGCAAGAAAUAAUGUACAAUAAUAUAUCAACUGCAUUACUUCCACGGUCUUCAUCGGCGGCGGCGUCGUUUGGGCGGCGCCGCCUCUUGUCGGGAACUCCUUUCUCUAACUCUCCCUCGAAUUUGGGCAAGAAAAACAGAAAUUGCUUAUUCAGAAGACCCGGAUUCAAGUCAAUGGCUUCAAUUUCGACCGAGGCUGAAGAGAAGCAGAAACCCUGGCUCCUCGUCGGCCUCGGCAACCCCGGAAAGCGCUACAGCGGAACACGCCACAAUGUAGGGUUUGAGUUCGUUGAUUUUAUCGCAGAAUCCGAGGGAAUUUCUAUGAGCACCGUCUCCUUCAAAUCUGUUUUUGGAAAAGGUUUCAUCGGAGAUGUUCCUGUUAUGCUUGCUAAGCCGCAGACUUUCAUGAAUGUCAGUGGUGAGUCUGUUGGGUCUCUUGUGUCAUAUUAUAAGAUCCCAUUGAAGCAAGUUCUUGUGAUGUUUGAUGACAUGGAUUUGCCUUUUGCUAAGUUGAGACUAUUACCCAAAGGUGGACAUGGAGGGCAUAAUGGGAUGAGAAGUAUUAUAAGUCACUUCAAAGGUAGUCAGGAUUUUCCUCGUUUACGAAUAGGAAUUGGGAGGCCUCCAGGUAAAAUGGAUCCUGCAAGCUUCGUUCUUCGCCCUUUCAACAAAGACGAGCGUCAAGAGUUGGAUUUUACUUUACAAAAUGGAUUAGAAGCGGUACGAAUUCUUGUUCAAGACAACUUCAAUAAAAGCGCCACCUUUGUAAACACUCCCAAAUCGCUUGGCACAACAUUAUAGUCAUUUACUUUUUUUUUUUUUUUUUUUUUUAUUAUUUUUAACAGGUGACUUAUUUAUUUUAUUUUUUCCAAUUUUAUAUCAUUAUUCCAAUCACAAUGAUAGGGGGAGCAACAGUUAUUAUUUAUAAUUUUUUUUAAUUUAUAUCAUCCUUUCAAUAACGGUGAUAGGGAGAGCAAUUUGUAUUGAUAUUUGAAAUCCCCGGUUCUGUUGUUAAUGAUUAACAUUGUAAAGUCAUGCAAGUUUUUUUGUUGCAUAUUUUCUAUAGUAUUAAGGGGAAUUUAUGCGAAA
Messenger RNA from Erythranthe guttata (spotted monkey flower), 1126 nucleotides. RefSeq names its product peptidyl-tRNA hydrolase, mitochondrial. Gene Ontology annotation, molecular function: peptidyl-tRNA hydrolase activity. Lineage: Eukaryota; Viridiplantae; Streptophyta; Magnoliopsida; Lamiales; Phrymaceae. The record is from RefSeq and is a predicted model, not a curated record.